AUGUCCAUCCACAAUGUGGGUAGCGUGGCUCACGUGGUCGCUGCGACCCUUGCACUGGACGACACUGCGAGCAAGUUGGUGUAUGCCAAUAAGCGCCACGCAGAGGCGAAUGGCCACCCCUUUGGCUGGGAUGAGUUCAAAGUGGCCAUGCUGACGGCGUUCCUAGUUCAGCCCCCGGCGCUUGAGGUGCAUAUCCGCGUGGAGAACAUCCAGUGUGGUGACCAGCCUGUACGCGACUACACCAAGGAGUUUGAGAAAACUUUGUCGCUGCUAAAGACUGCUCUCCCUGAGAACGAGGUCAUCCACCAGUUCUUCAAGGGACUUUCUGAGCACAUCAAGCGUGUGCAUGCGGUGAAGGGGGAGCACCAAUGGAAGACCCACAAGGAGUGUAAGGACCAGGUCAUCGGCACGAAUGUGCACUUCCGUGCGUACCUAGACCUCAAGUGCACUCGUGAUCAGCAGAAGCCUAGUGGCGAAGGCCCUAGGGGGGGUGGUAGCAGGACCCAUGCGCCCAGGGGUGGUGGCUCUUGGAAGAGGCCCUAUCAGCAGAGGGGUGAAGCCUCUGGGACUCAGUCCAAGAGGGCCCAUGCUGGGCCUGCCAAGGAUCCCCAGGAUGAUGAUAAGCCCCCGACGGGCUGCCGCAUUUGUGGCAAGCCUGGCCACAAGACCUAUCACUGCCGUUGGAGGAAGUCCGUCAAGAACUCCGGCAAGCCCAACCAGGGCAAGAAGCCGGAUGGUUCGGGCCCUUUGGGUGUCAACCUCAUCCUGGGCAUGGAUUGGUUGCGAGCCAACGAAGUCAUUCUGGACUUCCAGUACAACAUUGUCUCGUUCAACAAAAACGGAAAGGCAAUAUAG
This is a messenger RNA of Closterium sp. NIES-65, 855 nucleotides long. NCBI's taxonomy places the organism in Eukaryota, Viridiplantae, Streptophyta, Zygnematophyceae, Desmidiales, Closteriaceae. The record is from the annotation of a GenBank genome assembly.